CACCCGGACUGGACCCUGCACCCAAGACUCUCUGCCCCGGAGCCUCUGCAGACACCGUGAUGCCUGGCCCUUGGUGUCUCCUCACCCUGGCCCUGAUCCUGAUCGGUGUCCCAGGGGGCCGUACCCAGCAGGAAGCAGCAGUGAUGGCUGAGGGUCCUGGCCUGGAUGACCUCCUACAGCAGGCAGAGCGCCUGCUCCUCCUCCAGGAAGACCUCCAGGGGCUGCCAGGGGUGCCUGUUGUCCAGCAUGAGUCCCAGGUCCCGCAGCCAGACUGGCUCUUCAAGCGUCAGCACCCAGGUAAAAGGGAGGAGGACACUGAGGAAGGAACUCAAGAGGAGAGCGAGGAAGGGGGCGCUCUAGGUCUCCACAAGCGGCAGCACCCUGGCCGGCGCUCACCUUGGCUGGAGUACCCGGUCACCAAGAGGCAGCACCCAGGCCGAAGGCUGGUGGAUCCCCUCAGUCAGAGGAGCUGGGAAGAGGAGGAUGUGGAAGAGGACACAGAGAGGGCACUGACGCCCGAGAAGCGCCAACACCCUGGCAAGAGGGCCCCAGGAGGGCCCUGUGGGUCCUGGAGUACCUGUGGCCAAGCCAGCCUACUGUUGGGCCUCCUGGAUGAGCUAAGCCAAGGCCAGGGGACCCAGGAGAAGAGGCAGCAUCCAGGGCGGAGAGCAUCGUGGGCUAGGGAGCCCCUGGAAGCAUGAGUCUUGCUUCCUGGGUAUGGAGUUGGGGUGCAAGCACAUCUGAGCCCUGUGUGCCCCAGCUCUUCCUAGCCUCCCAGCCCCUCCUUAGAUCCCUCUGCACACCUGAGCCCUUCCUUCAGGGUUGCAACAGCCAGCCCUUGUGAGGAGGGAAAACUCAUGUUGCACACACCUAAGCCCCUUUCUUCCAUAUUGUCUAAGGAAUCCCCACAGAGAGCAGGUGCCAGGAUGUCCAUGCCCAGUUCCUGUCCCCUGCUGCAU
Molecule: messenger RNA, 959 nt
Organism: Octodon degus (degu)
Lineage: Eukaryota; Metazoa; Chordata; Mammalia; Rodentia; Octodontidae
Gene: Trh
Product: thyrotropin releasing hormone
Exons: 3
Coding region: 60-701 (213 amino acids)
Biological process (GO): hormone-mediated signaling pathway
Cellular component (GO): extracellular region
Molecular function (GO): thyrotropin-releasing hormone activity
Source: RefSeq, a predicted model, not a curated record